Molecule: messenger RNA, 3282 nt
Organism: Hippopotamus amphibius kiboko
Lineage: Eukaryota; Metazoa; Chordata; Mammalia; Artiodactyla; Hippopotamidae
Gene: POLR3G
Product: RNA polymerase III subunit G
Exons: 8
Coding region: 302-973 (223 amino acids)
Biological process (GO): cell population proliferation; transcription by RNA polymerase III
Cellular component (GO): RNA polymerase III complex
Source: RefSeq, a predicted model, not a curated record
UCUGCGAUGCGCACUUCCAGCCGGCGCAGAAAGAGUCAGGCCACGGGGGUUGGGCGACUACGGCGCCCGCCAAGGGCUAAAAAGCUCUUGGCCCGGGGGGCGGGGCCUAGUUCGGGAGUGGGCCGGGCUAACUGAUUGGGGUCUGAACGCGGCUCUGAAGCCGCGUGGAGGGCGGAGCGGGCUUCUCCAGAGGUGGGACCAGCGCUCGCGCGUCGGAACCUUGUGUCCGCACCCCUUACGUGCCGGCCGGCACUUUGGCUACACAGUUUCCCCAAGCCUCGAGACUUAGGGAGCAGCUCCAAUGGCUGGGAAUAAAGGAAGAGGACGUGCUGCUUAUACGUUUAAUAUUGAGGCAGUUGGAUUUAGCAGAGGUGAUAAGUUACCCGAUGUAGUAUUGAAACCACCCCCACUAUUUCCUGAUACAGAUUAUAAACCAGUGCCUCUGAAAACAGGAGAGAGUGAAGAUUAUGUGCUGGCCUUGAAACAGGAGUUGAGGGAAACUGUGAAAAGAAUGCCUUAUUUUGUAGAAACACCUGAAGAAAAACAAGAUAUUGAAAGAUACAGUAAAAGAUAUAUGAAGGUGUACAAAGAAGACUGGAUACCAGAUUGGAGAAGACUCCCUAGAGAGUUGAUGCCAAGAAAAAAAUGCAAAAAAGCAGGCCCCAAAUCCAAAAAUGUGAAAGAUACAGCCAAAGGCACUUCAGUCGCUAAUACUACAGAUGUAUUGAAAAAAAUUGAGGAAUUGGAAAAGAGAGGUGAUGGUGAAAAAUCAGAUGAGGAAAAUGAAGAGAAAGAAGGAAGCAAAGAGAAAAGUAAAGAAGGCGAUGAGGAUGAGGAUGAGGAUGCUGCAGAACAAGAGGAAUAUGACGAAGAAGAGCAAGAAGAGGAAAAUGACUACAUUAAUUCCUACUUUGAAGAUGGAGAUGAUUUUGGUGCAGACAGUGACGACAACAUGGAUGAAGCAACCUAUUAACUAUGAAAUCUCUCAAAAAAUAUUUUUAUGAUACAGCUUCUGAACAUUUGGACAGACUUGUUUUCUAUUUUAUUUCUGAUAAGGAAUGACUAAGUAUUUUAUUUUUAUUCCUGUUUUGUUGGAGAGAUACUUGUUACCAAAAUAUUCAGCACCACUUUGAGUUUACAUACUAGUUACCUUACCAAUUAGUCUCUGACACUUUGACAUUCCUUCUCAACACCUCUGUCAUCUAAUGUAUUCAAGUGCAUUUUUUUUUUUGCAGGGGGGGGGAUAUUAUUUGGAUUAGAAUGUGUCUAAAGAGUUUUUGCAGCUUUUAAUCUAUAUAUUCAUACUUAGACAAAUUAUUCUUGUUUAACUGCUGAUCUUUUCUAAAACUACUACUAGUCAUCAUGAUGGAUUUCUAUAAUCCAAAAGUUGGGUUAAUACUGCACAUGGAGCACUUUAAAAACAAAGAAACUUGAAAAUAAUUUUUUUUUUUACUUUUACAUGUAUGUUCUGUGCUACUGUAACUACAUAAAUCUACCUGAGCUCUCAAAAGUGCAUAUUUUAGGAGAUUAAAAGUUUUGCGAUUGGAAACACAUGCACAGGGAAGAAUGCCAAUCUGAGCUAAAUACAUUUCACAGCUUACAUCUUAACGAAUACAGCUGGGAUGAAUAUUUAUAAUACCUGAAUUUGGGGCUAAUGUCAUACCAUACAAUAUAUGAAUUAAUCAUCCCACUAUAACAGGUUUGAUAUCUUUUGAGUCAUUGGCUUAUGAAAAAUUAGACUGAGACAUUUAAUUUUGUACUUUAUAAAAAUGUGGAGUAAGAUCUAGUCAUACAAAUCUCAUUACAGAACGCAUGUAUGUGUAAUCUGUGAGGUGUAGUGGCAUCUGUUACGUUUACGGGACUCAGCUAUCCAAUUGAUUUAUAUAACAAUUUGCAGAAUAAAACUCAGGUCCUUUGAAAUUAAGAUUAAUCUUUUUUGAUUCAUUUAAAAGCUAGCUCCCUGCUUUUUUGUAUUGGGGUGGGAGAGAGGAUAUCUAAAAACUUCAGCCUCCAGUGACUCACACAUGCCAAAGGUUUUCAAGGAAAUUCAUAUUAUAUAUUUUAAAAACAAUUUAUUAACAUUACCCACCAAAAGAAAUAAAUUUUUCCCUCUUGGGAAGAUACUACCCAUUACCCUCUAACCUGAGAAUCAGAGCCCUAGAUUCUUUUUAUGCCUUUACUAUUAAACUCAACCUUGAAAUUGAGCUUGGUUAAGUUUUCUGUGCCUUAGUUUCUUCACUUGUAAACAAUUUUCUAUAAAAAUUGCUUAAACUCCAACCAAAGCUUACUAUGUAUUUAUUCUCUCACCUUGUAGAAAUGAUCAUUCUUAAUUCAAAUUUUGUUCUCACCCUCUGAAAAACUGUAGCUGGGAAAGUGACUGAAAACAGUUUUGAGAAGCAAACGUUUUCCUCACAAAAUAUAAUCUGAUUUUCUUAUCUUAUUUUCUGGUGGGAAAAAUUGGAGAAAAUGUGUAUUGGCUUGUGCCAUUUUGUAACAUGGCUUUCUCAGGAAAAAGACCACUUUCAAUUGUAGUAUUUCUUCAGAUAAUUCAGUAUGGGUGUGAGGGCCAUUAUUAGUUCAAUAUUGUUGAUCCUAUGUGAUUUCUUAUUUAAAGGAGCUUAUCAAAAAUUUUAAAGAUUCUAAAUGGAAAACAUGAGUAAAACACUCUGAAGUAUUAGCAAUCAACUGUACUUAGAGUAGAAUCCUCAGUUUGCUGUUGUACUGGGAAAAUAGUCAUUUAGGAUUGAUAACUACCGUAAGUUUCUUAUUCUCUCACCUCCUUAGUACUAUAGCCAGAUACCACUUAAUUUAUAGGAAGCUUAUCUUUAUGGUUCUGUUUACUUGCUGUAUUAUAAAUCUGAAGAUAACACUUGAAUUGGACAAAUACACCAAAGAUAACAGGAAUCUUUUCCUGGCUUUCAAUUUGUCGCCACCCAUUUUAGUCCUGCAGAUGGUAAAGCAUUUCCUAUGGGCAAGGAUUUGCCAGGAGGCCCCCAGCCAUCUCCGUUCAGUGCAUUGUCUUCCUCCUUUGGAAGAUCUUUUAUAAGUUUAAAGUAGGCUAAUUGGGAGAACAGGCAGGAAGUAUUUGCAGGUUGCUUUACCAGCAUGAAUUUUGUUUUUAUGGCUUAAAAUCUCAGAGACUGUGAAGUUAUUCUAUGAGAUGGUAAACUUUAAUGCAGAGAUUAGCCUCAUACUUGUUGAAGUAUCUUUAAAAUUUCUAUGUAAGAUGCAAAACUGUUUUGUUGCUCUAAUUCUUAUUUUUCUGUAUUUGUUUACACAUUA